AUGUCGUUUAUUACAUUGCAGAUGCAAUUUAUGCUUCUGUUCAGCAGACAGGGUAAACUUCGUUUGCAGAAAUGGUUUGUUUCCCAUCCAGACAAGAUGAAGAAAAAAAUUACUCGAGAACUUGUUGCUACCAUUCUUGCCAGAAAACCAAAAAUGUCAAGUUUUAUAGAAUGGAAAGAUUUGAAAAUAGUCUAUAAGAGGUAUGCUAGUCUGUAUUUUUGUUGCUGUAUUGAGAAGGAGGAUAAUGAAUUACUAACACUUGAGAUUGUUCACAGAUACGUUGAACUGCUUGACAAAUACUUUGGAAAUGUUUGUGAAUUAGAUAUCAUCUUCAAUUUUGAAAAAGCAUAUUUCAUGUUGGAUGAGUUCAUUUUAGGAGGGGAGGUUCAAGAUUCAAGUAAGAAGAGCAUUCUUAAUGCCAUUGCUCAGAUGGAUCUUUUGCAAGAGGUUGUCGUUUUAAUCUUUUGUUUGCAUUUCACGUAA
Messenger RNA from Helobdella robusta, 483 nucleotides. RefSeq lists its product as hypothetical. The transcript has 3 exons. Gene Ontology annotation, molecular function: clathrin-cargo adaptor activity. Gene Ontology annotation, biological process: vesicle-mediated transport; intracellular protein transport. NCBI's taxonomy places the organism in Eukaryota, Metazoa, Annelida, Clitellata, Rhynchobdellida, Glossiphoniidae. The record is from RefSeq and is a predicted model, not a curated record. Bases 1 to 483 code for a protein of 160 amino acids. Gene Ontology annotation, cellular component: membrane coat; AP-1 adaptor complex; intracellular membrane-bounded organelle.